CAGGAAUGGUGUGCACGAGAAGGAACAAGCGCAACAGAUUGCAACGACCGCCGAGAAUUUUCAUCAACGGUAACAGAAUCAAAAUCGAACAGGAAUUAAAUUACCUAGGUAUAUGGUUCGAUGAUAAACUCAAUUGGCAUACCCACGUCCGAAACAUAUGCAGACAAAUGGAGCAAAAGACAAACUUGAUGAAAUGGAUCACUGUGAAAAUGUGGGGACUUGAUUAUGCCAACACGAAGCUUAUAUACUCGGCGGCCAUCGAACCAGCACUGUUGUAUGCGGUCAUGGUAUGGAAAGAAGCCCUGGAAAACGUGCAUAUGAGAAGGAAAUUAACAUCGAUCCAGAGGAAAUUCUUGAUUAAAAUAAAUAAGGCAUACAACACCGCCCCCACAAAUGCACUCCAGAUCAUGGCCAACACCUUACCGAUCCAUCUCAAAGCUAAAUACAUCAUAUGGAACUGGUACUUAACAGCAGAAGGCGCACAUCGCGGAUACGACAUUCCCGGAAACGACGAGAUCUACCAUGAACUAAAAAACAACUGUAAAAUCAUCGAUAUCACAAGACCCAACUUCCGUAUUGACAGGAAGCUAAAAAAAGACGAAUUCAGCGAACACCCGGCCGGCAACAUCAAUUACACAAUCCACUGGGAUAACGACAACAAUAAAGAAAUAAGAUCUAAAUGGAAAAUCUAUACAGACGGCUGUAAAAAUGACAACGGCACCGGUGCGGGACUCAUCGUUAAGAAUAAUAAUGAUAGGACUACUUAUCAGCAUUAUUACAACAUGGCCACACAGUGUACGAAUUCGCAGGCAGAGAUGUUCGCACUCUUGAAGGCAAUUCAGCACAUCCAAAACAAUAUCGACAUCUUCAAGGGCAGCAUCUCUAUCCUGACAGACAGCAAAGCCGCCCUGCAUAAUCUAAACGAAUUGACUCACCCUACCGCCUUAGCAAAAAGACUAUAUGAUGCCGCUAACACCCUCGGAACAGUAAGAAAGCUAUCUUUCGGGUGGAUUCGCGGUCACAGUGGUGUCAAAGGUAAUGAAAUCGCCGACAAACUGGCCAAGUUAGGAGCUAGUAGCAACAUCUCUCCUUCUUUUACGGACACCCCUCAGGUGUGCGUCAAAAACUACAUCAUGUCCAUCAUCGAUAGGAUCUGGCAACACGAAUGGGAAACGGCGGAAACAGGGAGAAACUGCUUCCUGUUUAUUCCUUCCAUUCAAACCAGAAAGAAAGCUAAACACUACGUCCCAAACAGCCUUACCACGCAAGUACUACUGGGACACGGAAAUUUUCCGGCCUAUCUUCAUAGGUUUAAACUCAGUGAAAAUAAUAAAUGUGACUGUUCCGACGACGAAAUCGGCGAUGCUGCGCACUUUGCUUUUAUUUGCACCAAACACGAUAACCACCGUACGAAACUUAUUCACGAGUACCUCACCAACAACCCAAGAUGGCCCCCAACUGAGCACAAAAUAUUCGAGAAUAAGACUCUAUGGAGAACUUUCGAAGAAUUCAUCUACAACACUGGUGCCCUCGUAGUAAAUAACUCAGAACAUCAACGAUACAACACAGAUGACACACCAGAAGACGAGAUUAACCUACAAGAAGAGAGCAUGGACGAUAACUCCGACGAGGAGGAGUCGUUGUAGCUCACCUCCACCAACUGGACUCCAACCAAAUACUAAUUGUCGCGAAAUAUUAUAUGUGAUUCUUCCCUAGGAGUAAUUAUAAUGUUUUCAUAUAUUAGGUCAAAGCGACCAUAUGCUUGUAUUGUAAAUAUUGUAUAUAAUAUGAAAUUUUGUACUCCCUAUUCUAUUUGUUUAUCGCCAUUUUAUCUCUGUAUUAAUUUUAUGUAUUUUUAUGUAAUUGUAUGUUUUUAUUAUUACAAUAAAUGCCGAUGCAAGCGCUCUCUGGUCCCAUGCCUUCUCUUCACACUUUACUUACCUACUUUUUCACACUUCAAAUCUCAAGCUGUCUCUUCUUUCCGUUUCUGACAGGGCAUAAGUCUGAAUCAUUCAGACAGCCCUCUUAAAACUUUA
Molecule: messenger RNA, 2036 nt
Organism: Centruroides sculpturatus (bark scorpion)
Lineage: Eukaryota; Metazoa; Arthropoda; Arachnida; Scorpiones; Buthidae
Exons: 1
Coding region: 6-1646 (546 amino acids)
Biological process (GO): DNA replication, removal of RNA primer
Molecular function (GO): RNA-DNA hybrid ribonuclease activity; nucleic acid binding
Source: RefSeq, a predicted model, not a curated record